This is a messenger RNA of Letharia lupina, 891 nucleotides long. RefSeq lists its product as uncharacterized. Gene Ontology annotation, molecular function: chromatin DNA binding; protein heterodimerization activity. The record is from RefSeq and is a predicted model, not a curated record. NCBI's taxonomy places the organism in Eukaryota, Fungi, Ascomycota, Lecanoromycetes, Lecanorales, Parmeliaceae. Gene Ontology annotation, cellular component: epsilon DNA polymerase complex; CHRAC. Gene Ontology annotation, biological process: heterochromatin formation; DNA damage response; leading strand elongation. The transcript is spliced from 2 exons. The coding region runs from base 1 to 891 and encodes 296 amino acids.
AUGCCUCCUCGCAAAAGCAACAUCUCGCAAAUCAGCGCUGCGGGCGACGAAGGCACUCCGGUCAAAGAGCGCGAGGGUAUUAAUAUUGAGGACCUCUCCCUUCCCCGUACAAUGGUCCAACGUCUCGCCAAAGGCGUCCUCCCCCCCAACACCUCCUUACACAAGGACGCCAUCCUCGCCAUGAGCAAAGGCGCCACGGUCUUCAUCAACUACCUCGCCCACGCCGCCAACACCGCCUCCCUCUCCACCGGCAAACGCACCAUACCGCCCAACGCAGUCAUUGAAGCCCUUGCGGAGCUCGAGUUUCAGGACUUCGGGCCGAGGGUGGAGGCCGAGUUGAAGAAGUUCAACGAGGUGCAGACGGGGAAGCGGAAUGAGUAUAGGAGGAAGGUCAAAGAGGGCAAGAUGAGUGGUGCGAAGGGGGAGGAUGGUGGUGAGGAGGGGGAGGAUGAGGAGGGGAGGGCGAAGAAGAGGGUCAGGAGGGAGGAGGGGCAUGAGGGGCAUGAGGGGAGGGAGAGGAGGGAGAGCGGGACGGGGGAUCCGAGCGCGCAGCUGCAGACGGGGUAUAGGGAGUACGAGCCCGAAGACCCCGAAGACCCCGACGACGACGACGACGACGACUUUGACGCCGAAGGGCAGACGGGUGAGGAGGGGGGGAAUGAUGCGUCUAAUCUCGAACCCCGGCCAAGAGCUUCGCGAGACGAAGAAGAGGAGGAGGAGGAGGAGGAUGAGGAUGAGGACGAAGAUGAGGACGAAUAUCCGGAUGAGGGGAGACGGCUUAGUUCGGUGGAGAGAGAGGCGAAUGGGAGUUUUGAUACCCCGGGGGAUGAUGCGGUCACGCCUGGGAGUUCGGCGGAUGAGGUCUUGAGUGAGGACGAGGGCAGUGAUUGA